Alosa sapidissima (American shad) is the source of this 5340-nucleotide messenger RNA. RefSeq names its product scavenger receptor class B, member 2a (gene scarb2a). NCBI's taxonomy places the organism in Eukaryota, Metazoa, Chordata, Actinopteri, Clupeiformes, Clupeidae. Gene Ontology annotation, molecular function: scavenger receptor activity. Bases 610 to 2202 code for a protein of 530 amino acids. The record is from RefSeq and is a predicted model, not a curated record. Gene Ontology annotation, biological process: protein targeting to lysosome; receptor-mediated endocytosis. Gene Ontology annotation, cellular component: membrane; cytoplasm; lysosome. The transcript has 13 exons.
GAAAAAUAUUAAUCCAUGUAAUGAAUUUGACGCUUCUCUGUUAUGACCACUCUCGUAUUUUGCUGGCAUACUAUUUGCAUUAAUGCGGUUGUUGAAGCAUACACAUAAUCCCGAAAUUAGCCCGGUUUCUGUGGCACUUAAUAACGGUUCGAAACAAACAGACAGAAAAAAACAACAACUCACAAUACGAGAAAGCUUUCUCUUUAAUACAACAUGUGAACCUAUUGAUGGAACACACCCACUCCCUCAAUCACCCAAACGUCUCUGCUCGCAUGACCGACUUCAUUUAAAUUAGUAGGGAGGGAGCAAAGGUGUUCCUCCAUCCACUGCACUAUCAGCUGGCUUUCUCACAGCUGCUGCUGAAACCACUGAAGAAGCAUGUUGUGACUGAAGACUUGAAGAAAACACAUUUUUUAAGCAAAAGAAAGAACAGGGCGGGUAGAACUACACGGCUAAAGGAGCAGUCGACCGGUACAGUUACUUUGCUGAGAGACGAACAAACAAACCAACGAAUUCAAGAGCGAAGUUAAGUUAACGUUAAGCUACUCACAACGUUAGUAUCAGCUAACUAGGCAUAAUUUGCGUCAACGUUAGUCAUAUUAUAUCAACAUGACGAGAAGAUCGUGUGCCAUUUAUGUUACGGGAAUUGUCUGCGCUCAUCUAUUAAUUCUUGGGAUCGCGCUGCUUGUGGCUCAAGUGUUUCAAACGAUGAUCCACAGUCGCUUGAAAAAGGAGAUGACUUUGACAGAAAAAAGUCGAGUAUUAGAUUCUUGGAUCAACCCACCUCCUCCAGUUUACAUGCAGUAUUAUUUCUUCAAUGUCACCAACCCUGAUGUUGUUAUGGCUGGUGGAAAGCCUUCAGUUACUCAAAUAGGGCCAUACACUUACAGGGAAUAUCGACCACGGGAAAAUGUGUCUUUUCUGGAGAAUGGCACAAAGAUUUAUGCCUUGAAUCCAAAAAGCUUUGUGUUUUUGCGGGAUAUGUCUGUGGGCGAUCCUGAGGUUGACCUCUUGACCACAGUCUACAUUCCUGUUGUGGCUGUGAUGAACGAGUUGAACUCCUACUCCUUUUUCCUUCGCACUUUUGUGUCCAUGUGGAUGAACUCCCAGGGCCUCGACCUCUUCAUGACCCGCACAGUUCAUGAGAUUCUUUGGGGUUUCAAGGACCCUCUGAUGUCAAAGAUACACUCCUUGAAACCUGACGUUGAUGAAUAUUUUGGACUCAUGUAUAAGAAAAAUGGAACCCAUGAAGGUGAAUUUGUCUUCCAUACCGGUGAACAGAAUUACCUGGACUACGGCAAGAUUGACACAUGGAAUGGAUUGCGACAUAUGUCAUGGUGGUCAUCAAAUCAGAGUAACAUGAUCAACGGAACAGAUGGCAGUGUGUUCCACCCUCUUCUAUCCAGAGAUGAACUACUGUACAUUUUUGCGGCUGACUUGUGCCGAUCUAUUCAUCUUGGGUAUGUGAACGAUGAGGUUGUAAAGGGCAUUCCUGCUUACCGCUUUGCCCCACCUUCUGAUGUCCUGGAGAGUCCAGACAAAAAUCCUGCCAAUGCUGGCUUUUGUGUUCCUGCUGGUGAUUGCCUGGGCAAAGGUGUACUCAAAGUCAGCGUCUGCCGGGAAGGUGCUCCAAUAGUUGUCUCCUUCCCACAUUUCUAUCAGGCCGAGGCCAAGUAUAUAAAUGCCAUCGAUGGGAUGAACCCAAACAAGGAAGAGCAUGAAACAUAUUUGGACUUGAAUCCGACAACAGGUCUGCCUAUUCGUGCCUGCAAGAGAGCCCAGUUGAACAUCAUUCUGAACAGAGUGAGCGGAUUCCCCAAAACAAAACAUUUUAAUGGUACCAUUUUCCCCAUCAUGUAUGUAAAUGAGACUGCAACUAUUGAUGAUGAAUCUGCUGCCCAGAUGAGGACACUGCUGCUCAUUGUCACAUUGGUGUCCAAUUUCCCCCUCAUCAUUGUUGGAAUGGGUGCUAUCCUACUAUUAGUCCUCAUCUUUCUAGUGUGUCGCUCUCGACAGAGGAAGAGUGAAGUAAAGCGUAUUGAUUUUUCUGAAGCUUUUCAUUCUUUUGCUACGGCCAAAGAUGACACUGCUUAUACUCAAGUCAGUGAUAAGCCAGAUGAUUCAUCUGAAAACCGCACAAGCCAACCAAUGAGGAACGGCUCCUACAUCGCCAUGUCACCUGUGGAGGCACAAAAGUGUUGAGGUUUUGAGGGAUUCUGACCAAUGAGCCUUUGCUUCCAGGGGUGCUUUCUCUAUUAUUUCUAUUCUCCUCAGUGCGCUUAAUUUUGUGCUUGUCUGGAAACAUGACGGCAUCAUUCCAAGUAUUUUCUUGGACAUAUUUUUGAUUUACCCUCUCAUUUCAGUGUUUUUAUGGAGUAUUGGCCUCUUGAUUCUCUUUACCAUACUUUAAAAAGUCCCACAUUCAACUGUGUCAGUGUUCAAAAGUUACAGUAGCCUGUCCACAGACUGAGAUGGCCAUGCACGAUGGGGUAUAGUACUUUCUCAGAAAAUGUGUGAUGUGCUCAAUGAUCAAUACCAUCUGUGUGUUUUCUUAGUAGAGGCCAAAGAACUCUAGUGGGUCAUGAGGUUAAUAGAGAAAAGGUUACAUUCUUUGGCCACAGUCAGAUAAGCAAACAUGACACAAAAUCCUGUUAAGUUAGUACUAUGACUUUUUGGUGUAUCUUCACACUACUGUAUCCAGAUUUGCUGAGCGAUCAGAGCAUUGUCCAUAUGCAGUCCUUUUUUACUGUAGGAUAAUUAAUCCACUGAAGGCUAAAUCAUCUAACUUUUUGCAUAAGUCGGGGAUUGGGACACCAUCUAGUCAUGGCAUUGUUGGUAUGCGUGUGCAUGUGUAUGUGUGUCCUUUUGCCAAUUGCACUGGCAGACCAAGAACCACUUAAAUGUAGCACUACUGACCUAAAUAUUUCCCUAGCCUUUUUUAUUUCUCUUUUUACAAGUGCUUUUACAAAACAAUGAUGCCAUUGCCUGGACACAUUAACCCAUUUGUUCUCCAUCAUGAUGAAAUGAUAUCCUUGUCAGAGACAGGCAGGCACCCUAUAAGGUUACCUUUAAAAUGUCAGAGACAUGAUCCUGGAAUCAUGAUGUAUUUGUAAACUUCUUUCACAAUGAAAAAUGGGAUAUUUGUUCAGAACGUACAAGCAAGACUUGGAAGGAUAUUAUCUGCCUUAUGUCUUCUGCAUGGCAAUAACAUAACAUCAAGUGGACAGCCAGACUGUGUCCAAACCCAUCCAGAGAAGAGCCAUAUUGAUGUUUUUGUGUGUGAAUGUGUGUAUAUGUGUGGUUCAUUCUUUCAGCAUACAUUUUGAAUUUUUAAUAGAAGAACUUGAAAGCACAAUAGAACUCCAUUGAUGUGGGGUCCACGUGGCCAGCUGUUCAUAAUGUCUUAACUCUACACUGUUUUAGGGAAUAAGCAUGUACGUUAUCGAAUGGAAGUGGUAUGAAAUGGGAUAAUUUAAUAUUUUUUUGUUUCAUGCCUAAUCUCUGGAGUACAUUUGACCACCUGGCCAAUAUUUCUUAGAAUUGUAAAAUAGUCAACUGGAAGAUACGUUUAUUUCCUCAUAAUUUUGAUUUGUGGAUUUCAUGGUCGUAUCAUUUCAUCUUCAAGCUCAUGUUUUAGGUGUAUUUUCACAAUUUAUGAAUGGCUCUUCAAUGUAUCAUUCCUUUACUUUAGUGAUCCUUAUACUACUUUGCUGCUAAUGAAAAUGUUCAUGCUUUUCUUUGAGCUGGGAACUAAUCUUCAUUAGAAAUCAGCAGAAAAGCUACAAACUUACUGCACUGGACCAGAUUUUUGUAAAUCGGUGGUGAGAACAAAAAGUUUGCAUGCCCUAUGCUUUAUUUGAUCAUCUCGGUCAGCCACACGUGCAUAUAACAACUUUUUUUAGAAACACAGAUUUCAUUAUUGUAACUUUUUUUUAAUUUUAUUUCUGAGGUAUACAUUUUGACAAGUAUUGAAGUAUUAGAACUGGAACAUUAAAUGUGUUUAUUGAGACUUAAUUCUGUUGAAAACAAAGGGAAGUAGUCUGAGUGUUGGUGCAGUUAUGGAUUGUUAUUUGGGAAUACCUGUCAGCCUUUUGGCCUCUGCUCUGUAUUCUGCAGUGCUGUGCACAACAGUCAGUGCUAGGAAUAGCCUGAAUGAUGAGCCCUUAUGGAAGCCUAAAGGAGAUUGUAGUUGCUGGAUUUGGUGGUGCAGAUGCUGUAAGACGCUUUGUGACUUGAACCUUUAGACCUUAACUUUGAAGCAUGUUAAAUAAUUCCACACAUGCUCACUGGACCAUGGCCGACUACUUUUUUUCAAGAAGUUCUUGUUCAUUCACAACCCCAGCACAUUUGACCAAAGAUAUCCUGACAGACCAGUCCCCAUGUUACUUUAAGUAACUAUGUCUCCAUUGUUACACCUUCUUAAAUGGAGGCACAGUAUGAACAGUAUUAAUGAAAGAUUACAGUGCACGUUCUAAAAUGGAUGCCACUCAGUUCAGUUCAAAUUUGUGUAAAUGAAAAAGUGUUGCCAAUGUGAUAAAACAUUCAGUAUUAUAUAUUGACAGCAAUAUCAAAAUUAUUUUCAAGACAAACAUGUUUUAUGCUAAACCUUAUCCUUGGUUGUGAUCAUUUCAAUGUUUUUCAUUAUUUUAUAUACCUGCAUUUUUGUAAACUCAGCAUUAUGAUGGUGUUUUUGUUAUGUUAUGUUAUGUUUUCUUGAAGGCCAGAUGUCUUGCUGUGCAAAAAUCAGUGUAAGCAGAGAGAAUUACAGACAGAAUGCCUUGCCAGGUAUAAGUAUGUGUGAUGGCCUUUGUUGAUCACAAUUGCUAAAGUUUGUUCAAGUGUGUCAGACUGGUGUGGUUGUCAAUGGAAGGCUGAAUGUCUUUGAGGAAGACUAGUGGAGAUUGCUGAAGUGUCAUGAUUUGGGGAUGCAUAAAUUUUGCAUUCUAACCUUCUGCUUAGAUGAAUGAAGCCUGCCAAUCAGGGAUGUACUCUUGGUGCCAUAUCCUUGUUUACUUAAUCUGCUUUUUUCAGUAACACUAUGGUAUUAAUAAUGUAGCAUUUGGAAUUUUUUUUUUUUUUUUUUUUUUUUUUUCCCAUUUUGACACUCUGGUCCAUCAAAAUUUCACCUAAAAGUCCUGUAAAUUGGUUAAGAUUUUUUGUUGUUGCCUGCAAUGAAGUUUUUGCUGCUGAAAAUGACAAUCUUAAUGUCAUGAUAGGUGCAAAAUCAUUUCAAAAUGAUAUCCAUUCUUACUUUUGAUAAAUUACACUGCACAAAUGUUUAUACAAUGCUUUUGUAAACAUUUUUAGUGUUAUUUGCAAAAAAUAAAUAAAUAAAAAAUA